GUUCUGUCUCUUUUGCUCUCUAGAUUUCACAAGGAACAAGGGUUUAGAGCUAAAUGUUCAUAAAUUACUCUAGUGCCACUGAAUUUUAUCUCCUUGGCUUCCCUGGCUCUGAAGAACUACAUCAUAUCCUUUUUACUAUAUUCUUCUUUUUCUACUUGGUGACAUUAAUGGAAAACACGGUCAUCAUCGUGAUUGUCUGUGUGGAUAAACGUCUGCAGUCCCCCAUGUAUUUCUUCCUCGGCCACCUCUCUGCCCUAGAGAUCCUGGUCACAACCAUAAUUGUCCCCGUGAUGCUUUGGGGAUUGCUGCUUCCUGGGAUGCAGACAAUAUCUUUGUCUGCCUGUGUUGUCCAGCUGUUCCUGUACCUUGCUGUGGGGACAACGGAGUUUGCAUUACUUGGAGCAAUGGCUGUGGACCAUUAUGUGGCUGUCUGUAACCCUCUGAGGUACAACAUCAUUAUGAACAGACACACCUGCAACUUUGUGGUUCUUGUGUCAUGGCUGUUUGGGUUUCUUUUUCAAAUCUGGCCGGUCUAUGUCAUGUUUCAGCUUACUUACUGCAAAUCAAAUGUGGUGAACAAUUUUUUCUGUGACCGAGGGCAAUUGCUCAAACUAUCCUGCAAUAAUACUCUUUUCACGGAGUUUAUCCUCUUCUUAAUGGCUGUUUUUGUUCUCUUUGGUUCUUUGAUCCCUACAAUUGUCUCCUACACCUACAUCAUCUCCACCAUUCUCAAGAUCCCGUCAUCCUCUGGCUGGAGGAAAUCCUUCUCCACUUGUGCCUCCCACUUCACCUGUGUUGUGAUUGGCUAUGGCAGCUGCUUGUUUCUCUACGUGAAACCCAAGCAAACACAGGCAGCUGAUUACAAUCGGGUAGUUUCCCUGAUGGUUUCAGUAGUAACUCCUUUCCUCAAUCCUUUCAUCUUUCACCCUCAGAAAUGAUAAAGUCAUAGAGGCCCUUCGGGAUGGGGUGAAACGCUGCUGUCAACUAUUCAGGAAUUAGCCUUGCUCUGAGGGCUUUUACAUGGUAAAGCACUUAGUAUGGAUUCUAGAAUAAUCUGAAAAGAACUUGCUCAUCUUUGAACU
Messenger RNA from Nomascus leucogenys (northern white-cheeked gibbon), 1082 nucleotides. Its product is annotated as olfactory receptor 9A4. Gene Ontology annotation, molecular function: G protein-coupled receptor activity; olfactory receptor activity. Gene Ontology annotation, cellular component: membrane. The record is from RefSeq and is a predicted model, not a curated record. Gene Ontology annotation, biological process: G protein-coupled receptor signaling pathway. Lineage: Eukaryota; Metazoa; Chordata; Mammalia; Primates; Hylobatidae.